CGGUCUCGCAUCAAUCAAAGGGACCCUGCGACUCUCUGAGAAAAAAGAUCAUUGUAGAGAGAGAACGAAGAGAUCCCAAUGUCCACUUCAACAAUGGUGGGAGCUUCAAGCUCGUGGUCUCGCGCAAUGGUGCAGAUCUCACCUUACACCUUCUCAGCCAUCGGCAUCGCUAUCGCCAUCGGCGUCUCCGUCUUAGGCGCUGCUUGGGGGAUUUACAUAACUGGUAGUAGUUUGAUCGGUGCCGCAAUCAAAGCUCCACGAAUCACCUCAAAGAAUCUCAUUAGUGUAAUCUUCUGCGAAGCUGUUGCUAUAUAUGGAGUUAUUGUGGCAAUUAUCCUACAAACAAAGUUGGAGAGCGUUCCAGCAUCACAGUUAUAUGCGCCCGAGUCUCUUAGAGCCGGAUAUGCAAUCUUUGCUUCGGGGAUUAUUGUGGGAUUUGCUAACCUUGUUUGCGGGUUGUGUGUAGGAAUAAUUGGAAGCAGCUGUGCAUUGUCUGAUGCCCAAAACUCAUCGCUCUUCGUGAAGAUUCUUGUGAUUGAGAUCUUUGGUAGUGCACUCGGGUUAUUUGGAGUGAUUGUGGGAAUUAUUAUGUCAGCUCAGGCAUCAUGGCCGUCAAAAAUAUAGGGUGAUUUGGUAUUUUUGUGGAUGCCCGACAAUCUUUCUUUUUCCAAACCAUUAUAUUUUUUGUGCCCCAAAUUCUGUAUCUAUUCCAUCAAUUAGGUUAGUAAGUUUAUGAGUUCUGGUGUGAAAAUGCUUUCUUGUGGCAUCUUUACUGCCCAUGUUCCUACAAAAUAGGGCAGAAUUUAAUUAGCAGAAUUGAUAUUGUGUAUGAUUUCGAAUCUUGAGAACAGACCUCUUACCUAAUUUAAACAUGAUCGAAUUGCCCAAAGAAAAGGAACUGCUAAAAAUAUUUUGUUUA
Cornus florida is the source of this 919-nucleotide messenger RNA. Its product is annotated as V-type proton ATPase subunit c''1-like. Lineage: Eukaryota; Viridiplantae; Streptophyta; Magnoliopsida; Cornales; Cornaceae. The record is from RefSeq and is a predicted model, not a curated record. Gene Ontology annotation, cellular component: proton-transporting V-type ATPase, V0 domain. Gene Ontology annotation, molecular function: proton-transporting ATPase activity, rotational mechanism. Bases 79 to 624 code for a protein of 181 amino acids. Gene Ontology annotation, biological process: proton transmembrane transport. The transcript is spliced from 4 exons.